Molecule: messenger RNA, 655 nt
Organism: Aspergillus aculeatinus CBS 121060
Lineage: Eukaryota; Fungi; Ascomycota; Eurotiomycetes; Eurotiales; Aspergillaceae
Exons: 1
Coding region: 132-455 (107 amino acids)
Source: RefSeq, a predicted model, not a curated record
UUGCAAAUUACCUUUCCGUGCAAACCCUCGCGAACCUCACAAGAACCUCGCAAACCUAAACCACACAUCGCGAACACAGCCGAUUCCCCUAGACUAUCAUCGCCAAGCGACGCAACCCACCAACCACCAAGAUGUCGUACAACUCCUCCCAAACCUCCUACUUCGAAUCCUCGUCCUCGUACUCCUCCUCGUCCUCCUCGUCAAACGACCAGAACCAACAGCCCCCCCAAACCCACGAAUCCGGCCACCGCGCGGCCUUCGCCUCGCACACCGACCCGGAGGGCAACACCACCGUCCGCACCGGCCACCAGAACCUGGGCGAGGAGCCCGUCCUCAAGGAGAAGCGCUUCAGUACCUCCGGGCGCGAGCGCGAGAUGAUGUUGGCGGCGGGCACCCCCAUGGGCGGGGUCAACCGCAUCCAGGAUCUGGAUGAGUCGACGGGGGAUACUUAUUAAGUUUUUUUGGCUGGGUUUUCCAGUGGGUGGUGAAUGUGUUUUUUAGGGGGUGGCUUGGCCUAGAGGUGGUAAUGUUUUCGGGAUAUGAGACACGUUCACUGCUGCACUGUUAUUAUUGACUUGUUACAAGUUAUUGAUGAAUUAUAUGAUAUGAAUUAUGGCUGGGAUCUCUUUUUGGUGCUUUGGGGCGGGUGUUGUUG